AUGCAUUAUACUUUUAGGCCGGUUUCUGCAUAUGCUAUGUUUUUCCGAGAUACCCAGGCAACAAUAAAAGGACAGUCGCCUAACGCCAGCUUUGGCGAGGUGUCUAAAAUCGUGGCAUUCAUGUGGGACGCACUGGAUGCUGAAGCAAAGAACGUAACUUUAGUAUCCUUAUGCAGACUAUUUCUUAAGCUUCUCCUUCGUUUGCCGAAAUUCGUA
Molecule: messenger RNA, 216 nt
Organism: Soboliphyme baturini
Lineage: Eukaryota; Metazoa; Nematoda; Enoplea; Dioctophymatida; Soboliphymatidae
Source: the annotation of a GenBank genome assembly